This is a messenger RNA of Brachypodium distachyon (stiff brome), 865 nucleotides long. Its product is annotated as 40S ribosomal protein S18. The coding region runs from base 158 to 616 and encodes 152 amino acids. Gene Ontology annotation, molecular function: RNA binding; structural constituent of ribosome. Gene Ontology annotation, biological process: translation. NCBI's taxonomy places the organism in Eukaryota, Viridiplantae, Streptophyta, Magnoliopsida, Poales, Poaceae. The record is from RefSeq and is a predicted model, not a curated record. The transcript is spliced from 4 exons. Gene Ontology annotation, cellular component: ribosome; small ribosomal subunit; cytosol.
GUUAGCCUCUAUAGGGUUCCAAUCAGACCCCCUGAAUUAUUUAGCCGCUUUCCCUCAGCGCCGCCUGCAAAACCCUAGCCCCGCAUCUGCAGACGCCCAUCACCGCCCCUCGCCGCCGCCCCCUCCUCCUCCAGCGAGAGCAGUGCCCACCGACGCCAUGGCGCUGAUCGCGGGGGAGGAGUUCCAGCACAUCCUGCGUCUGCUCAACACCAACGUCGAUGGCAAGCAGAAGAUCAUGUUCGCGCUCACCUCCAUCAAGGGUAUCGGCCGCCGCUACUCCAACAUCGUCUGCAAGAAGGCCGACAUCGACAUGAACAAGCGGGCUGGUGAGCUUACUACUGAAGAGCUUGACCGCCUCAUGGUUGUGGUGUCUAACCCUCGCCAGUUCAAGGUUCCUGAUUGGUUCCUCAACAGGAAGAAGGAUUACAAGGAUGGCAGGUUCUCCCAGGUUGUCUCCAAUGCCCUUGACAUGAAGCUCAGGGAUGACCUUGAGAGGCUGAAGAAGAUCAGGAACCACCGUGGUCUGCGUCACUAUUGGGGCGUCCGUGUCCGUGGCCAGCACACCAAGACCACUGGCAGGCGGGGAAAGACUGUCGGUGUCUCGAAGAAGAGAUAAACUCUACGCCUAUCAGGCUGCUUAUUUUCAGCGUCUGUUGAUGUGAAACCUUGGUGCCCUCGUAGUUGGACAGUUUUGUUUUUGGGGAAUUAUGUCUGCAUGUCUCUAGUGAUAGGUCAUGGUCUGUGUUUGCUCUCUUGCGUGUGUUCUUUGUGGAUUCAGUUCUGUUUUUGUUGGAUGGCAAUUAUAUUAAUUAGAUUUUGUGAUUGGAGAUAAUGUUUUAGGUAUUUGUUUCGAGUAUUGAUGUCU